Messenger RNA from Hypomesus transpacificus, 2829 nucleotides. RefSeq names its product protein kinase C-binding protein NELL1-like. The record is from RefSeq and is a predicted model, not a curated record. Gene Ontology annotation, molecular function: protein binding; calcium ion binding. NCBI's taxonomy places the organism in Eukaryota, Metazoa, Chordata, Actinopteri, Osmeriformes, Osmeridae.
GAGGAGCAGGUCAGUGCGGAUUGCCAGCAGAGCACGCGGCGUCGGAUAUCUCUAGGAAACUAUACAACGCAACUUCACACAAAUGGAUUUUACCGUGGUAUUGUUAUCCUUCUUCCUAGUUACCAAACCAGUUUUGGUCUUUGGUGUAGAUCCCGAUUACCAGAUCGAUAUCAUCAAUGAACUUGACUUGGCCAACGCGACCUAUGGAGUUACCCAAGUGGCUGGACUUCACAACAACAGCAGAGCCUUCUUAUUUCGAGAUGUGGGGAGGGCCGUGCACGCCCCCGCUCACGUCAGUGAGAAGGUGGUGCAGCUCUUCAAGAAGGGUAGUGAGUUCACCUUCCUGGCCUCUAUCCAGCAGAAGACCUCCACCUCCGGAGUCAUCUUCUCUAUCCACGAGUCUGAGCACAGCUACUUUGAGCUGGAGAGCAGUGGUCUGAGGGAGGAGCUACGCUACCACUAUCGCUCCAGAGGGAAGCCCCGCUCGGAGUCCUUCCCCUACCGCCUGGCUGACGGCCACUGGCACCACAUCGCCCUGUCCAUCAGCGCCACUCACCUGCUGCUGCACGUGGACUGUAACAGGAUCUACGAGCGUGUGAUCGACCCCCCCCAGAUGGACCUCACCCCAGGCAGCGCAGUCUGGCUCGGCCAGCACAGCCACAAGCACGGCCUCUUCAAGGGUAUUAUACAGGAUGUCAAGUUCAUUUUCGCUCCGAAUGGCUACAUCUCUCAGUGUCCCAAUUUAAAUCGCACUUGCCCGACAUGCAGUGACUUCUUGAGUCUGGUCCAGGGCAUCAUGGAUCUGCAGGAGCUUCUGGCCAGGAUGACGCUUAAGCUGAACUAUGCUGAGUCCAGGCUCACCCAGCUGGAGGGCUGUCACUGUGAGAGGAGCUGCCAGGCUGGAGGGCUGAUCUACAGGGACCAGGAGCUCUGGACAGAAACACACCACUGUAGGACCUGUAUCUGCAAGAACGGUGUGGUGGAGUGUCGCAGGAUGUUCUGCGCCCCGACCAACUGCUCCGAUGAUUCACUUCCUGUCCAUGUGGAGGGGACCUGCUGUAAACGAUGCCGACCUAAGUGUUCCUACCUGGGCCAGACCUUCUCUGAGGGACAGCGACUCCUGACCAAGAGCUGCAGAGAGUGCAAGAAUGGCUUGAUGGUGAAAGUGUCAGAGACCUGUCCAGACCUCAACUGUUCUGUCAGAGAGCAGAUUCUGCCCGACAACAGGUGCUGCAACGUUUGCAAAGGUGAGUUCCUUGGGUUUGACUUCUGCUCCGAGGGGCUGGUGUGCGGGGAACACUCUGAGUGCAGGAGCCGCGACAGCCGGGCGGAGUGCGAGUGUAGGAGCGGCUUCACCGCCGUCCACGGAGACGCCACCGACUGCCAAGACAUCGACGAGUGUGCCAGCCAGCUGCAGUACUGCCAGACCAACACGGUGUGUGUCAACCUGCCUGGCAGCCAUCGCUGUGACUGCCUGCCUGGCUUCAUCAGGGUGGACGACUUCUCCUGCUCAGAGCAUGACGAGUGUUGGGGCAGCCAGAGUGGCUGUGAUGACAACGCAAUCUGCACCAACACCGUCAGGGGACACCUGUGCACCUGCAAGCCUGGCUACGUAGGCAACGGUACCAUCUGCAGAGCGUUCUGUGAGGAGGGUUGUCGGAGCGGGGGAACAUGUGUAUCUCCCAACACCUGUGUGUGUCCGUCCGGCUUCACAGGAGCCCACUGUGAGACAGACGUAGACGAGUGUGAAGGUCUGGUUCAGUGCCAUCUCCACUCUCACUGCAUCAACCUGCCUGGGUGGUACCACUGUGAGUGCAGACGCGGUUUCCAUGACAAUGGCUCCUACCUGCUUGAUGGGAGUUCCUGCAUUGACGUUGACGAGUGCAGCAUGCACACACACACCUGCUGGAACCAGAGUGUGUGUGUGAACCUGCCCGGUGGCUUCGACUGUGUGUGUGAUUCCGGCCCAUCCUGCAGCGGAGACUGUCGUCUUGGCGACGGGCUCAGACUUAGCGGGCAGCAGUGGAGCCCCCCCCAGGACCGCUGCUCCACCUGCAGCUGCAAGGACGGCCAGAUCUUCUGCAGGAGGAGAGAGUGUGACUGUAGGGAUGCGGGCGUGGACCUGUUCUGCUGUGCGGAGUGCGACACGAGGCAGAGCAGUCAGUGUCUCCACCAGCGCGGACGCACACUGUACCACAGCGGAGACUCCUGGGUCUACAACUGUCAGCAGUGUCAGUGCCUGGAGGGGGAGGUGGACUGUUGGCCCUUGGCGUGUCCGGUGCUGCCGUGUGACUUCUCCUCGGUGGCGGAGGGCGAGUGCUGUCCUCGCUGUGUGACAGACCCCUGUCUGGCUGACAGCCUGUCCUACGACAUCACCCUGACCUGUCAGGACCUGCAGGGCACCACGCGCCUCAGCGGAGCCACCUGGAGUCUCCCCUCCUCCCCAUGCACCACCUGCACCUGCAAGAAUGGAAGUGUGUGCUGCUCUGUGGAACUGGACUGUCUUCACAACAACUAAAGACCUCCUCUCCUCUGAAGACCUCCUCUCCUCUGAAGACCUCCUCUCCUCUGAAGACCUUCUCCUCUCUUUUCUUCUUCUCCUCUUCUCUCUUCCUCUCCUCCUUCAAUCACUCCACCACUCCUCUCCUAGACUGCAGCACUCAUUCCAUUUGAGGACUCUUUGAUCACACACACAGCCCAACACACACAUAUACCUACACACACAAAGACUGGACCCAUGAGCCUGUUACUAGACCGUGGAGCCGGGGUGUUAAGAGGGGAGCAGAGGCUUGUAGCAAGGUGGACCCUUCUCUCUCCUCACCCUCAACA